CCCUGAAGAAUAACAAGGAGAACCAGAUUACAUCCAAAAUGGCGCUGCACAAGAAGAAAGAUGGGUCGCCGAAUGUUAAAUUCUUCGAGACCGUGGAAACCAUUGCGCAGUUUGAUUCAGUGAGGACAUGGCUUAACAAAAACUACAAGAAGUAUACACAAGCAGACCCACCAACAAACAAGAACCUGGCUAGUCUGGUGUGUCAGCUGUUGCAGUUCAUGGAGGAUGCCUUUGGGAAACAAGUCAGCAACCCAGCCCUGACAAAGCUGCCUAUGCGAUGUUUCCUGGACUUUAAGCCCGGUGGUUCCUUGUGUCACAUUCUGGCAGCUGUUUACAAAUUCAAGAGUGAUCAAGGAUGGAGGAGGUUUGAUUUUCAGUCACCAUCACGGAUGGACAGGAACGUAGAGAUGUUCUUACAGAUUGAGAAAACCCUAGUACAAAAUAAAUGCCUUAUCAUGCCUAACAUUUAUAUCAUGACCGACAUGGACAAAGUCCUUCUUCCCAAACUGAAAGACAUCAUCAAACGCCACCAGGGAUCCAUCACAGAUGAUGAUGAGGAGGCAACACAUAUUGUCCACGUCCUGCCAUCACACCCACCAGGGGAGGAGGAAUUUAUUCGAGCUGUGAUGAAACGGGAUCGUAAUGCGAUGAUACAUUGGUGGUACACCCCAGACAGUUACGAUUCAUGGAUCCCGGAUGUGUCACCUGACCUAGAGAUCGAGGCAUCUCAGCAUUCUGGGGCUUGGGAGGAAAUUACAGAUACAUCCCUAGAAUAUUUACUGGGCGAGGAGAGGGGUGAGGAAGAGGGAACAGAGGAGGAGUCCAAAAGAGAGAAGGAGGAUGAGGAUAAUGUGACAGAACAGACUCACCACAUCAUCAUACCCAGCUACUCAGCCUGGUUUGACUAUAACGCCAUCCACUCCAUUGAACGGCGGGCACUGCCCGAGUUCUUUAAUGCCAAGAACAAAUCCAAAACACCAGAAAUAUAUCUAGCGUACAGAAACUUCAUGUUGGACACAUACCGUCUGAAUCCCACUGAGUACUUGACCAGUACGGCGUGCCGGAGGAACCUGGCAGGAGACGUGUGUGCCAUAAUGAGAGUUCACGCUUUCUUGGAGCAGUGGGGGUUGAUAAACUACCAGGUGGAUGUGGAUAAUCGAGCCACAGCCAUGGGACCCCCGCCCACCUCUCACUUCCACAUCAUGGCUGACACACCCUCAGGGCUGCAACCAGUAAACCCACCCAAAAUUAACCAGCCCUCUGCAGCUAAACAGAUAGUUAGUUUUGAUGACAAAGACAAAGAAAGGGAGACAAACGAUGUCAGAGAGCUGUCUGACUUCAGUCUACGCAUGGAUAUGUACGCCAAGAAAGCGCUAAAGGAUAAAGGAGCAGCCACGCGCUCACGUGAGUGGACAGAUCAAGAGACGCUGCUCCUCCUGGAGGGUCUGGAAAUGUACAAAGACGACUGGAACAAAGUCAGUGAACAUGUGGGGAGUCGGACCCAGGACGAGUGCAUACUGCACUUCCUCCGCUUGCCAAUUGAGGAUCCAUUCCUGGAGGAAAGUGAUUUCAGUCAUGCAGGCCCUCUGGCGUACCAGCCCAUACCAUUCUCUCAGACAGGGAAUCCUAUCAUGUCUACAGUAGCUUUUCUGGCAUCUGUUGUUGAUCCUAGGGUGGCCAGCGCAGCCGCUAAGUCUGCUCUAGAGGAAUUUUCCAAAAUGAGAGACGAGGUUCCACCCACUCUGACAGACGCCCACGUCAAGAUGGUGGAGGAGGCCCACAAAGAUGGGAAGUCGAUCAAUGCUGAGUUUGGUUUGGAAAAGAGUGGAAUCGCUGGCACGGCUCCUGAGAAAGAGGAAGAGGAAACUGUGAAAGAAGAGGAAGAGAAAAAGGAAGAAGAAAAGACGGAAGAAAAGAAAGAAGAGGAAAAAGAUGAAAAGAAAGAGGAAGCUAUGGAAACAGACUCCCAGGAUAGUGUGGAGAAGAAAGAAGAAAAAGAGAAUGAAGAUGAAAAGUCAGAGCAGCAGCAGGCUAAACCAGAUACAGAAAUAAAAGAAGAGACGGAGGAGAAGAAACCUGAGGAGACAGAAGAACAGAUACAGGAGAAGACUGCCUUAGCGGUGGCCAAAAUCCCCGUCAAACCCGAUGGGAAUGUGGCAACUGCUGCCGCAGCAGCUCUGGCAUCUGCAGCUGUCAAGGCCAAGCAUUUAGCAGCUGUUGAAGAAAGAAAGAUUAAGAGUUUGGUGGCUUUGUUAGUGGAGACACAAAUGAAGAAACUGGAGAUCAAGUUACGUCACUUUGAGGAGCUGGAGGCAAUAAUGGAUAGAGAGAGAGACGCUUUGGAGUACCAAAGACAACAGCUUCUUCAAGAGAGACAGCAGUUCCACAUGGAGCAGAUUAAAGCUGCGGAGCAUCGUGCCAGGCAGAUGGCCAUGCAGCAGAUGGUGACAGAACAAAGACAGCAGAAUAUAGCAGGAGGGGACCAAGCUUCAGGACCAGGGGGACAAUCUAUGGCUCCUAAUCCCAGUCUAGCAGCCGCAGUUGGCCCAAGUUAUCCACUGUCAGGGUCACCAAUGCCCCCGCAGGGUCCACAAGCCACCCAGGGUUCUCCAGCCCCACCCCCUCCAGCACAGACUACACAACCACCACCCACGCAGCCUGUCCCAGCUAAUGCAGCAGAGGUUGAGUCAGGACCAGUUCCUUCAAAUGAGAUGCAGGCAGAGCCCAUGGUAACUGAUCCUCCCCAGACCGCAGGGGUAGUACCUCCCUCACAAAGCAUGAUGGGCAGCAGUCCGGUCUCCUAACAUCUCUGAUAACAUCGUCUUCAUCUGAAAUCAUUAGACCAUCAGCUGUUUAUCAUCAGUCAUCAAAUGACCACACCGAAUUGACUGUGUAGUGCCCUCUAUGUCUGACAUUGAACAGUCGUGUGUGUGGUUAGUGUGAACAAGGAGAUCCUGUUGAUGUGGUCACGUGCUACAUAACAAGAUGUCACACACACACACCCCUCCUUUAAUGUAUUUAUGUGAAUCUCUUUUAGUCAAUGAAGCAUUUGUAUAUUUUUUGUAGUAUGUUGUAAUAAAUUUUAUGUCUGUCAGAAAA
This is a messenger RNA of Ostrea edulis (European flat oyster), 3099 nucleotides long. Its product is annotated as SWI/SNF complex subunit SMARCC2-like. NCBI's taxonomy places the organism in Eukaryota, Metazoa, Mollusca, Bivalvia, Ostreida, Ostreidae. Bases 39 to 2804 code for a protein of 921 amino acids. Gene Ontology annotation, cellular component: SWI/SNF complex. Gene Ontology annotation, molecular function: DNA binding; histone binding. The record is from RefSeq and is a predicted model, not a curated record. The transcript has 20 exons. Gene Ontology annotation, biological process: positive regulation of DNA-templated transcription.